UCAUCCACACGAUUUGCCAUUGUGCUCUUAUUAUUACAAAACCACCCGUGUAGGUAAAGCACAAAGGAAUUUUACAUCAAAGACGUCCCCGAAAGUACCAUCUAACGCUAAGUGAUCAAUGCUAACGAUACCUCAUGGACGCGUGCCCAAUCUGGUCAAUGUUACGUCGAUCUGUCCUGGAGUACAGAUGAAGGCAAACUAUUUGAGGAGUAUGUGAUUUUCUAAAGUGCACAGCAAGAGGAAAAUGGUAAAUGACGCACAAGUACAGUCGCCACCAAAUUUGGUUGUGCGUGAAGAGGACGAACGCACAAACGAUGCGUGCAAUGUAAAUAGACCCGCGGCAAGAUUGGAGUUUCAGGGAAUUCUGUGGACAUGCGGUCUGAGGGAAAUCUGUUUAGCUGCUCUUUGGCUUCCAUUAGGUGCUUUAAUAUUUUGUUACGUGACAGCUUCUAUAUUUCAAGCAGAUGACAUACACGAAACGCAUUGUAGGGUUUACAAUGUAGUACCUUCAAUAAGUGCGAUUACGGGCAUCAGCCCGCAAAGAUACGUGUGGAGGAUAUGCGUCGCGUUCCACCUCGGACCAAGAUUGUUGAUAGGAUCCCUGUACUACAACUACCACAAGGAACGCACUGCGUAUAUCGUCGACGAAAAGACUCGAGAAUUAGCGGUAAAGCUGGGCGAAGCGUGCUACUGGCUCAAUUUUAUAGAGUUGUUUGCGCUCACCGGAGUGACGUACGUUUCCAAUAGGGAAAACUAUUUCAUUCACGAGAAGAUCUUCAUAGUGUUCAUGAUAGUGGCGCUCCUUCACAUGCUAUGCCGAGCCCGCGUCGGCUGCAUCGGCAGCGACGUGGUUGAGCCAGUUCGGACUAACAAGUUCGUCUGGACUCUGUUCUACGUGGCCAUAGCCGCUACAGUGGGGCUGAUCAUAUUCUUCCUGCGGCACAGGCUGCUUUGCCGCCCUUUAGCGUUCACCUGGUUCUCCGUUUGCGAGUACAUCCUAGCGACCGCCAACAUGGCGUUCCACGCGCUCAUCGUGCGCGACCUGCCGCUGCAUCAGCUGCAGGUGUCGUGCCCCACGCACAGUAAGGACAACUAGGCGGCAAUAUGGCUGCUACGGUCGUUGUGCAAUGGUCAGUUAUUUUCGAAUUUCGAAUCACAUUGUUCGAUUAUUACCUAUUUCUUUUGUUUUUUUCGCAAUGGUCAGGAAUUUCAACGAAAUUAUAAUGUUCGAUUAUUUCUUUUGUUUCUUCUUUUUUAUUCAAAUCAGAUAGCCAGCCAGUAUCGAUGUGUUGUUUGAGUGCCACUAUUGAG
Messenger RNA from Ostrinia nubilalis (European corn borer), 1311 nucleotides. Its product is annotated as post-GPI attachment to proteins factor 2-like. Lineage: Eukaryota; Metazoa; Arthropoda; Insecta; Lepidoptera; Crambidae. Bases 245 to 1096 code for a protein of 283 amino acids. The record is from RefSeq and is a predicted model, not a curated record. Gene Ontology annotation, cellular component: Golgi membrane; endoplasmic reticulum membrane. The transcript is spliced from 6 exons. Gene Ontology annotation, biological process: GPI anchor biosynthetic process.